UUAAUGAAUUUUGUCCAUUAAAAUUGCUCCAAGUUGCUGAUACUAGGUUUGCUUCGGUGGUUGUAACAUUGAAAAGGUUGAAGUUGAUAAAAAGAUGCCUUCAAGCCAUGGCUAUUAGUGACCAAUGGGCUUCUUAUAGGGAGGAUGACGUUGGAAAAGCUCAAAAGGUGAAAGAUAUGAUUCUAAGUGAUCUUUGGUGGGAUAAUAUUGAUUAUAUCCUUGAAUUCACGGCACCCAUUUAUGAUAUGCUACGAAUAGCCGACACAGAUAAGCCUUGUCUUCAUCUUGUGUAUGAGAUGUGGGAUUCCAUGAUAGAGAAGGUGAAAGCAGUGAUAUAUCGGCAUGAAGGCUUGGAAGAUGAUCAAUAUAGCUCAUUUUGGGUUGUGGUGUAUGAUAUACUCAUUGAUCGGUGGACUAAAAAUUCUACACCACUACAUUGCUUGGCUCAUUCCUUAAAUCCUAAGUAUUAUUCCAUUGAAUGGAUUUCGGAGAAUCCAAAACGCAUCCCUCCACAUCGGGAUCAUGAAAUUUCUAUGGAAAGAAGCAAGUGUUUGGAGCGAUACUUUGAAGAUGAGAAUGACUUAACGGUGGUGAAGUAUGAGUUUGCUAAAUUUUCAGGAGGGAGGUUUCCUUCACCAAGUGCCUUGACGGAUAGGUGGACCUUACUACCGUUGGUUUGGUGGCAAUACCAUGGCUCCGCAUUUCCAACUCUUCAAACCCUUGCCCUUAAACUUCUUGGACAACCUUGCUCAUCCUCAUGUGCUGAGAGAAAUUGGAGCACGUACAAAUUCAUUCAUUCCUUAAAAAGAAACAAAAUGGCUCCUGCACGCGCUGAGGAUUUGGUAUAUGUGCAUUCUAAUCUUCGACUCUUGUCAAGGCGCAAUGAAGAGUACAUACAUACCGCAACAAAGAUGUGGGAUAUUGCGGGAGACUCUUGGAAUGAGAGCGACAUGCAUGGAGGAGCUGGAAUUCUUGAGAAUGCAGCUCUUACACUUGAUGAGCCAGAGUUGGAGGCUAUAGUUAUUGGGAAUGUUAACACUAGUGCUACUACUAGUGAAAGUGAAGUUCGAAGUGAAGCUAUUGAUCUUGAGGAUGAUGAUAUUUGUGUUUGAUUGUUUUGUUGAUUAUCUUUUAUUUUGUUUUAAUUUCAAACUUAUGAGUUGUAUUCUAAUUUCCAAACAUCAUGGAAUGUUUUAGUUUCAAUCUUGUGGAUUAUAUUUAAUUUAUGAACAUCAUGUUUUAGUUGUUAUCUA
Messenger RNA from Quercus robur (English oak), 1253 nucleotides. RefSeq lists its product as uncharacterized. NCBI's taxonomy places the organism in Eukaryota, Viridiplantae, Streptophyta, Magnoliopsida, Fagales, Fagaceae. Gene Ontology annotation, molecular function: protein dimerization activity. The coding region runs from base 108 to 1112 and encodes 334 amino acids. The transcript has 2 exons. The record is from RefSeq and is a predicted model, not a curated record.